CAAUCAAUAUUUUUUUCCAAAAAAAAAAGAUGAAGCCCGUAUUGAAUGUUGUUCCACGUGUGACGGUGGCAGUAACUGCAGCGCCAGCAGAAGGAGUGGUAGUAUCUGCGCGUUCAAGAGGAAGAAAGCCACUGCGCGGAGUCGCACGCCGGAUAAGGUCCAAGCCGCUCACACUCACAGUCAAAGCAAUGCGAGCCGUCGUUCAGCGAGUCGCCUCCGCAUCCGUCGAGGUUGAAGGCCGCAUCGUCUCCGAGAUCGGCCCCGGCCUCCUCGUCCUUGUCGGAAUCCACGACUCCGAUUCCGACGCCGAUGCCGAUUACAUAUGCAGGAAAGUCUUGAACAUGAGGUUGUUCCCUAAUGAAAAUACGGGAAAAGCAUGGGACCAUAGUGUGAUGCAGAAAAAAUAUCAAGUUCUGCUUGUGAGCCAGUUUACCUUGUAUGGAUUCCUCAAGGGUAACAAGCCAGAUUUUCAUGUUGCUAUGCCUCCGCAGAAGGCCAACCCCUUCUAUGCGUCUUUAGUUGACAGGUUCAGGAACACAUAUAACUCAGAUGCUAUCAGGGAUGGUGUGUUUGGAGCAAUGAUGAAGGUAAAUUUGGUUAAUGAUGGACCAGUUACCAUGCAGCUUGAUUCACAAUCGUCCAAGAAUACGUCUGACACAGCAGAAUCUUGAUCUGCCUUGAUGAAAAAUGAGUUUUGAGAUCCAACCAAUUUUUUCGGCAAAAUCAUGUAGGACAUGGUCAUUCACAUGGGUUUUGUUGAUCAUUCUAUAUGAAGCUCAUUAUCUGGUACUGGAAAUCACUUAUCCAUCUUGGAGCACUAUUUCAGCUCAAGGAUGCCUAAGGUUGUCCUUGCCCAUUCUGUUUAUACGGAAAUAGAGUUUGUAUUCUUUUUGUACUCACUAAAGCCAGAUGAUUACCCCUGUGUGAAGGGCUAAUGGCCUUAUGACCAUUAUAUUUGCCAAAUUGUAUUUUUAAUGUAGUCUGUUGUAGACCCAUAUUUUGGACUAAAUCCCCGUAGUGGUCCCUCAAAUUCACGAUUUUCACCAUUUUAGUCCCUCAGAUUCAAAAUUGAAUAUACUAGUCUUUGAGAUCCAAUUUUAGGCACCACAUUGGUCCCUAAAUGCUUUCCAAUAUUGAAUCAACGAACAAAAUGCUUAGCUAGCUUUGACUUGUCACGCUAGACACAUGGCUAAAUAGUAUCUUUUCGUUUUAGCUCUUAAAAAGGACAAAAGAAGAUCGUUUUGGAGAAUGAAGAGAGACAUAAUGAUUUACACAUCAUAUAAACUCUUCUUCCUUUUCUCGUUUUUACAUUGUUUAAUGCCAAAAUGAAAUGACGUUAUUUAGCCAUAUGUCCAGUGUGGCAAGUCAGAGCUAAUUCAGCACUUAGUUUGCUAAUUCAGUAUUAGAAAGGGUCCAGGGACUAUUAUGGUACCCAGAACUGAAUCUCGAAGAUCAGUACAGGUAAUUUUAAAUUUGAGGGACUAAAAUAGUAAAAGUUGUGAAUCUGAAGGACCACUUUGGGGAUUUAGUCCAUAUUUUGUAAUAAAAUUUUCGGUUGGUGUUACUCGA
Arachis duranensis is the source of this 1569-nucleotide messenger RNA. RefSeq lists its product as uncharacterized. The coding region runs from base 30 to 671 and encodes 213 amino acids. Gene Ontology annotation, molecular function: D-tyrosyl-tRNA(Tyr) deacylase activity. The record is from RefSeq and is a predicted model, not a curated record. NCBI's taxonomy places the organism in Eukaryota, Viridiplantae, Streptophyta, Magnoliopsida, Fabales, Fabaceae. Gene Ontology annotation, cellular component: cytoplasm. Gene Ontology annotation, biological process: tRNA metabolic process. The transcript is spliced from 7 exons.